Molecule: messenger RNA, 1836 nt
Organism: Musca vetustissima
Lineage: Eukaryota; Metazoa; Arthropoda; Insecta; Diptera; Muscidae
Exons: 6
Coding region: 1-1836 (611 amino acids)
Cellular component (GO): extracellular region
Source: RefSeq, a predicted model, not a curated record
AUGGGUUGUUUUUCUUGUGUUUCAAAACAAAGUGAUGCCGCCGAUGGGGAACAACAACAAUAUGGCCAACCAAUGCAAUGUACCCUGGAAUUGUCACCAUUACGUAUAGAUUCCCAAGAGGAUUUGCGAACACCCAACAACAAUGUAACGGCACCUUUGACCCAAACAAAGGUGAAAACCAGAAAAAGCGGAAAUACCAUAACGGUGACAAAGACCACACGUGUCGUAAAUCAAGUGCAGACCGGAGCUCAGCUUCGGCGCACAUUUGAAAUCUCAAGACCAAAGACUCCCGAUAUACCCCUGCUACAACCUGCGAAUACCACCGAAUCCACCUCAUCCUCAUCGCCAAUUGUCAAAACCAAAGUUAAGAAAAGUGGUAAUACUGUUACCGUGGUCAAAACUAUCUAUUCCACAAAUGUGAUAAAUACAACACCAAAGAUCGAAGUUGUCGAAGUCGGAGGCGGUGGCGGUGGCGAGACGAGCAACAAUGAACGUGUGUAUCGUUCAACAGUGACUCCCAUACCUGUGAAUACUCCAAAACGUAAACGUUUUAAUCUAAAAUCCAUUUUGGAUCGCAGGCCAAAGCAACGGAAUACAAAUGAAGGUGAAGGAAAUGAGGAGGAUUUGUAUAAUUUCGAACAACGUUGUUUGGUUGAGCACAAUCGGCUGCGGGCACUGCACGGCGUUAAGCCGCUGACAUUAAAUAAACAGAUGUGUGAUUAUGCCAUGGAAUGGGCUAAACACUUGGCAAAGAAGAAUAAAUUAAAACAUCGUAAAAAGUGUAAAUUUGGUGAAAAUUUAGCAUUCGGCACUGGAAGCUCAUAUAGCGUUGAGGAUGCUACACAGUCAUGGUACGAUGAAAUGGAAUACUAUGAUUUCAAAAAUCCUGGCUUCUCCGGAAAUACUGGACAUUUCAGUCAACUUGUAUGGCAAGAGAGUACACAACUAGGUGUGGGAGUGGUCAAGAACAGAAAUGAUCGUACAUGGGUUGUUUGUAACUAUGAUCCACCUGGAAAUAUUUUGGGUAAAUUUGAAGACAAUGUUCUACGUCCCAAGGGAAGACAACCAAAGCCGCAGCCGUCAAGAUUGAUAACUAUAUCCAAAACAGAACCUGAUUCCAAACCUGGAAGACCAACGAAUGUGGUUCCUUCUAAAACCGAAAACGAUAAUAAACCGAGCACCUCGCAGGCUUUGAAAAAAGUGAUUGGCAACAAACAUGGCAAAUGGUCCGCAUUUGAAUUGGAAUGCCUUGAGGAACACAAUAAACGCAGAGCUUUGCACGGCUGUGAGCCAUUGGUGCUCAAUAGAAAACUAUGCAGUUUGGCUAAUGAUUGGGCCAUACACUUGACAAAAACACGCAGCAUGUAUCAUCGCCCGAACAACGAUUAUGGUGAAAAUAUUUAUCAACUUAUCAACCGGGAUCCAACAGCUGAGGAUGCUGUCAAGGCAUGGUAUGAUGAAAUCAAUAAAUAUAAAUUCAAUAAGCCAGGUUUUAGUUCGGCUACGGGACAUUUCACGCAAGUUGUGUGGCUCGACACCAAAGAAGUGGGUGUGGGAAAGGCCAAAGUUGACAAUAUGACAUUUAUUGUUUGUAACUAUGAUCCACCCGGCAAUGUUAUGGGUCAAUAUAAAACUCAAGUUCCACCAUUGGGUGGUUUUAAAACCAUCAAAAAAGACUGUUCACCGCAUGACAACGCAAACUCAUCAUUACUAACAUCUGAAACAAAUCAGCAUUCCAUUACAAAUAAAAAACCAGUGAGUUUUGAACAGGAAAAACAACGCCAAAUCCAAGGCGGAGCGUUGAACCCGACUCUGAAUUGGCCAUUAACAAAUUAA